Molecule: messenger RNA, 1560 nt
Organism: Bradysia coprophila
Lineage: Eukaryota; Metazoa; Arthropoda; Insecta; Diptera; Sciaridae
Biological process (GO): lipid metabolic process
Cellular component (GO): membrane
Molecular function (GO): oxidoreductase activity, acting on paired donors, with oxidation of a pair of donors resulting in the reduction of molecular oxygen to two molecules of water; heme binding
Source: RefSeq, a predicted model, not a curated record
GGGCAUAAGAAAUGUCAACGAGCACUUUUAUCAUCGUGCAGAUUACAGCAGCUCAAAUUUUGAUAGCCUCUUCAAAUUUAAUUUUAACUAAUUCAGCUUAGUAUUAAGAAUUGUUCGAAAUCGGAUGUUUGGUUCCAUCAAUGAUUAAUUUUCGCGCGCAAAUACAGUAAACUUUCCCUGGAAACCGGGAUAGAGAUUUUUUGGCUAACGCAUUGGAGAACCGGAAUCGAAGAACAAAAUGGAAAGCGACAAGACUAACACUAUCGACGCUGAAACAGAAAGUUCUGGACCGAUCACAGGAAGAAAAGAGGUGCUGUUAGACGGUUAUUUUUAUGAUGUGACUGAUUUUGUCAAGAGGCAUCCAGGAGGAAGCAUCAUCGAAUAUUAUACAAAAACCGGCGAAGAUGCGACACAUGCCAUACAGCAAUUUCAUCAGCGAUCAACUAAGCGAGUGAAAGCCAUCAUGAGCUCAUUGAGAAGGCGACCGGCGUCCGAUAAUGAAAUUCAAUCGGAUGAUGGUGUGCGGAAAAAGAAUCAAGCUUUGUCAGAAGAUUUUACCAAGUUGUAUUUAGAGUUAGAGCGGGAAGGUCUUUUCAAACCAUCGUAUGUACACAAUAUUUUACGAAUGGCUGAACUGUUUGUGAUCGCUGCACUAGGCUAUAGCCUGCUACAGUGGCAAAAUAGUGGUGCCAAAUUGAUGGGAAUCGUUUUGAUUGGCUUGGUACAAGGCCGGAGUGGAUGGAUACAACACGAAAGCGGUCACCACUCGGUCAGUGGAAAUCCAAAUUUCGAUCGAUUUUUUCAUGCCGUCAUAUUUGGAAUCGGACUGGGUCUUUCAUCAACUUGGUGGUCACGCGGACACAAUCGUCACCAUGCCAUGCCCCAACGAUUAAACCAUGAUGUUGAUCUGGACACAUUGCCACUUCUAGCGUAUAAUGCAAAAGUUGUGAAGAAUGCCAAAACUGGCAAAGGAUUUAUGAUACAAAAUCAGGCCUUCUUGUUCUUGCUGAUCGACACAUUGCUGGGCACGUUAAUAUGGCAGAUCUACAUUCAUCCCAGAUUCGUGUUGAAGCACAAGUUUUACUUACAAAUGGUUUCAAUGAUGGGACACUAUGUCCUUGCUUAUCAAAUCGGUUUUUGGCCUUGGUUGAUUUCCACUUGGGUCAUGUCCGUCUACUUGUUCGCAAAUUUCGCAUUGUCACACAGCUUUUUACCAGUUACGACAGAGCCCACUCAUUGGGUGGAAUAUUCAUUGAUUCACACUGCUGAUGUUGAACAAAGACCGUGGUGUAACUGGUGGAUGGGUUAUCUCAACUACCAGAUCGAGCAUCAUCUCUUUCCGACAAUGCCUCAAUUCCGUCAUCCACUAAUUAAGGACAGAGUGAAAGCUCUGGCGGAAAAGCAUAAUAUUCCGUACGUGGUUCAUUCUUAUGCGGAAGCAGUGCAGAAAACAUUUAAAAAUCUAUCCGAAGUUGCCAAAGAAUUGAAACAUUUAUAGUUUCGGCGUCGAAUAUUUACUGAAUUAUUGUUUUAAAUAAAAAAAAAACUAAUUUUGUUAAA